Messenger RNA from Morus notabilis, 1953 nucleotides. RefSeq names its product BTB/POZ domain-containing protein At3g19850. Bases 223 to 1902 code for a protein of 559 amino acids. NCBI's taxonomy places the organism in Eukaryota, Viridiplantae, Streptophyta, Magnoliopsida, Rosales, Moraceae. The record is from RefSeq and is a predicted model, not a curated record. The transcript has 3 exons.
GUUGGAAAUUUUUUUUUUUUUUUUUCCAAUUUUAUUGUUUUGCCUCAAAUCCCCUUGUUUUGGUGGGGUUGAUUGAUAUAAAUGGAAGUACAUAAAGCCUUGCCCAUGAUUCUUCUGAAGGGUCAGAAAAGUUUGCAGUAUAUUAAUAUAUAGUCACUGUGCAGAUAGUCCAAACAUUUUCUUUUGUUUUCUUCCAUCUUUCUUCAACAUUUCUCAUGGUUUAUGGCACACAUAACAAACAGUUUUCCUAGCCACCACAUUCAAGGGAAAUCAGCCAUGUCAAAUCUCUGCAAAAUGCAAAUCCACAUUAAUGGUCAAGAGACAUUCUUCUUAAAUGAGAAAGUUUUGUCAACUUAUUCAGAAAAGAUGAAGAAGAUUGUGAAACAAGAAAGGAGAAGAACCCAGAAAAGGAAUUUGGACAUAGAAAUUGAUGACUUCCCAGGAGGCCCGGAUGGAUUUGAGUUGGUCGCAAGAUUUUGUCACGACAAUGGUGGAAUCACAAUAACAGUCACUAAUGUGUCUCUUCUCCAUUGCUGUGCAGUUUUCCUUGGAAUGACUGAGAAAGUCUCAACUUUCAAUCUCUUGCAACAAACAGAAGCCUUUUUGGAGGGAAUGUUUUACUGGUCAUGGAAAGACAUAUUAGCAUGCCUAAAGAGUUGUGAGUCAUUCUUUGCAUAUGCAGAUUCAUUUGGUCUACUAGAAAAGCUUAUUUUUGCACUUUUGGCAAAGAUUGCUCAGAAUUCAGACUUGAGCCUAAUAACAACCUCAUCCUCAACUUCAUCCUCUCCGGAAACCGCAUCCGGGUUUCGAUUCUCUUCCUCUUGCAAAGCCACCCCUGAAUCAAUUAAGCCAAGCUCAUCAAGCAAAGCAUGGUGGUUUGAUGAUUUGACCAUUUUACCACCAAAGAUCAUUGAAAAAGUCAUAACAAGCUUAGGAGUUUACACGAACAACAACAAAAGCGUAAUCCUCACAAAAUUUCUCCUUCAUUACCUGAAACUUGCGACUCAUAGGAAAGGUCACAACACAAAAGGUGAAUUUCUCGGUCUAGCAGAUACAGCUUGUCAUGGGGUUAUAUCAGCAGGGAAAAAGGCAUUUUCUUGCAGAUCACUCUUUUGGGUGCUGAGAAUUCUGUCUGGUUUUGGAAUAAGCAAAGAGUGCAAACUUGGUUUGGAAAGGUUGAUUGGUGAAGUUCUUGAUGAGUCAAAGUUGGAUGAUCUUCUUGUUUCUGGCAACAAGAGUGGUGUUUAUGAUGUUAAUCUUGUGAUCAGAUUGGUGAGAGUGUUUGUUAGCUGUGAUGGGGUCUCUGUACAGAAGUUGAAAAAAGUUGGCAGAUUGAUUGAUGAGUACUUGUGUGAAAUAUCACCCGAUCAGAACCUCAAGAUCUCGAAAUUUCUUGGGGUUGCAGAGAGUGUACCAGAUUCCGCUAGAGACAGUUUUGAUGGGGUUUUCAGGGCCAUUGACAUCUACCUUGAGUCUAACCCCACACUUUCAUCGGAGGAGAGGUCAAAACUAUGCAGAUGCCUCAACUACGAAAAGCUCAGCCUUGAAGCCUGCAAAGAGCUUGCAAAGAAUCCAAAAAUCCCACCAAGAAUCACCAUUCAGGCACUCAUUUCGCAGCAAUCAAAAGUCCCCACAAGGGAAUUUGGAGAUCUAAAGACUAGUCCAAGUGGCAAGAUUAAUAAUGAAUUACCCCAAAUGGCUAAUUUGUACAAUAUUGGUUGUGAUGACGAAAGCUUUGCAGAGGAAAACAAAUAUGUGAAGAUGAAUUUGCAGAGAAUGCAAAGAAGGGUGAUGGAGUUGGAGAAAGUGUAUAGGGAAAUGAGGGGUCAGAUGUCUAGGAUUGUUAGGAACAAUGUAUUUGGCGCUCCUUCUCAUUCUAAAACUCUCCCUAGGCUUUGCUGAUUUUAUUUUAUUUUUUUUAAUUUUUUUUUUUUGCCUUCUCCUCCUUAUAUA